AUGCCUGCGCGGCUGCAUCGUUUGUGGGUGGUGACGUUGAUACCGUUUGCCUCAGCCUUGGGACUUGGCAGGCGAGACACGGAUUCGUUGCCCUCUCCCGUGUCUGUAUCGCCAAGUCAGUUCUUUGAGGGCAUUGACGGCCCCUGGUCCACGUUUGAGCUGCGUGUAGGCACUCCCGCUCAGAACCUCAGGGUUCUUCCUGGGACCUCGUCAACGCAGACCGUCGUGGUGCUUCCCGAAGGAUGCCAGAUUAUCAAAGUGACCGACUGCGCCAACAGCAGGGGCGGUCUAUUCAACACCACUGCAUCUAAGACGUGGGAUGAUAUUGGUCUAUACGGCCUAGGCAUUGAGAACUCGCUGGGUUACAGUGAUAAUGGCGAGUUUGGACACGAUACAGUUGGGCUUGGAUAUCUCGGCAGUGGAGGCCCUGUUGUCAAUCACUCGGUCAUUGCAGGAGUUGCAGGCACAGAGUUCUAUCUCGGGAUGCUUGGGUUGAACCCUCGUCCGACCAACUUUACCUCACAAAAUGAUCCGCAGCAGAGCUUCAUGCAGCUUCUCAAGAAUGAGUCUGCCAUCCCGAGUCUGUCGUACAGCUACAAUGCAGGGGCUCCGUAUAGGUUGAACAAGGCUCUCGGGAGCCUGAUCUUGGGCGGCUACGAUACAUCAGCGUAUCAAGACACCAACUCUUCAUACAAGUUCUUCAGCGACCAGUCGAGAGACCUGACGAUUGGAGUCCAGUCCAUCUCGACAAACGCCAGCGCGGAAGACACGAUACUCCAGUCCAGCCUGAUUUCCAUGUUCAUCGACUCGUCUGUGGCAGACAUAUGGUUGCCCGUGGAUGCAUGCCAGGCCUUUGAAAAGGCAUUCGGUUUGAAGUACAACUCUACGCUUGAGAUGUACUUGGUGAGUGAUUCAUUGCACAAGUCACUCGUGGAUUCCAACCCGUCCGUUACCUUUACCAUUGCGACCGCCAUUACCGGCGGCUCAACCUUUAACAUUACCUUUCCCUACGCUUCUUUUGACCUGACGUUGAACCCACCGCUCGUCAAGAAAACAUCCCGAUACUUUCCUCUCAGGAGAGCAGCCAACGAGACCCAGUACAUCCUGGGACGAACCUUUCUACAGGAGGCAUAUUUGAUCGUGGACUAUGAGCGAGGCAAUUUCUCCGUCCAUCCCCGCGUUUGGAAUGCCAGUGCCGAGUCCAACAUUGUCACCAUCCUGCCUCCCGGAGUCAAGGAGAGCGUGCCCAACGUCGGCAGCAGCCACAGCCUCAGCGGCGGCGCCAUUGCGGGCAUCGUGAUUGGCGUCUGCGUUGUCAUUGCCGCCGUAGCACUGGCUGCGCUGCGUUACCUGGUGGUGACUCGCCGGAAGAAGAAGACGACUGCCUCGGAUGAGGUUGAGAUCACGGCCAUGUCGGCGCCAGACGCCGUUUCGACGACAACGCCCAAGCCUGAAGCCGCAGAGACCGAUGCAGGCGUCCGAGAGCUGGAAGGCGACGGAUCGGCGAAGCCUACGCCAGAGGUCGAAGGGCGAAGCCUGGCAACGAGAAGUCCCAUGAGCGAGCUCGAGUCGUCCAACACUCCCGUAGCAGAACUGGCUGCUCCGGCGCCGCUGGCGGAGCUGUUGUCGAAUGAAAUCUAUGAGAUGCCUGGCAGUGAAGUCCCGGAGCUGCAGGGCAGCCGUGUGGCGCCUCCUUUGGUGCUCACGGACUCCGAGUCGAGCGACUUCAGCUUCGAGGUCGAGCCGGGCGUGAUUGGGGUGAUUCAGCAGACGGAGGAGGACCGGCGGCUCAAUACGGCGGAGUCUCAGGGGAGCCAGGCGAGGGAAAGCAGACCAAAUACAGGGGAGCGGAGAGGAGACGCAGCAGAAAGCACGCUGCAGUCUUGGGUAGCUGGUGACGAUCGACAUAUUCAAGGCGAGCCACAUACACGUAAUACCUAA
This is a messenger RNA of Trichoderma reesei QM6a, 1941 nucleotides long. RefSeq lists its product as uncharacterized. Gene Ontology annotation, molecular function: aspartic-type endopeptidase activity. The record is from RefSeq and is a predicted model, not a curated record. Gene Ontology annotation, cellular component: fungal-type vacuole. Lineage: Eukaryota; Fungi; Ascomycota; Sordariomycetes; Hypocreales; Hypocreaceae. Gene Ontology annotation, biological process: proteolysis. The transcript is spliced from 2 exons. Bases 1 to 1941 code for a protein of 646 amino acids.